Aspergillus wentii DTO 134E9 is the source of this 3926-nucleotide messenger RNA. RefSeq lists its product as uncharacterized. Lineage: Eukaryota; Fungi; Ascomycota; Eurotiomycetes; Eurotiales; Aspergillaceae. The transcript has a single exon. The record is from RefSeq and is a predicted model, not a curated record. Bases 28 to 3819 code for a protein of 1263 amino acids. Gene Ontology annotation, molecular function: glycosyltransferase activity.
CUUGAAUCACAACCAUCAAUUAUCACAAUGAUACCACUCUCCCCAUCCAAACACAGGCAUCAGCCUCAGAUACUACCAAUUGACAAACUCAACACAACCGAUGAACCAUGUCUGACCGCACUCCCGGAAAUGAAUUCCCUCAGCGAGGUGGUCAACACUAUCCUUAACCAAGCAGUGACUCUACAACGCCUCCAAGCAUCCGGCGCAGAAGGCCGAUCCGGAUGCUCGAUUUACUUUGCUCGAUCCGACCAGAGCGAGGUACCCAUCGCUGUCGUCAAAGUAUACCCGCCUCAACGACAGGGUGAUCUCUUUGACGAAUUGGCCAGCUACAAGAAGAUUCUAUCCCUUCCGAAUACCCCUUCCGCCGUCGCUCCAAUUGGCGUAGGACGAACGCGCGAUGAGGAAUCCGGUGCUCCUGCUGGGGUGGUUGUGUACCAACCAGCCAAAGGGAAGGCGAUAAACACGAUGAUUCGUGAUGUGGGGAGGAUAACGGCGUUUCGUGAUCUGGCGAGGAAUGUCGUUAUUGACUACGAGGCCCGCGAUGGGCUGCUGCAAUUUAUUGAGGACAAUCGUGAAAAUAUCCCUGUUGACUGGAGGGAGGUUGAUGGUCUAAAAGGACGAUGUGUUGACGGAUUCUUUGCGGCAUUGCCUGCGUUCCUUGAGACACGCUAUGAGAAGCUAUUGGAAGAUCUCCUGUGUGCAGUGAGAGCAAUGGCAUCUGUUCUGGCGAAACUGCAUACUGCAGAGCGAGGGCAAUGGAACGAUGCAUCAGAAAAGACAAUGGAGAAAAUGCGAACCAGAGUGCGAGGGUGGAUGGAGGAGAUCCAAAGCAGCGCAACAGUUGAAUAUGAUAAUGCUGGCAUUGGGCCAGACAGACGGCAGGAAAUGCACAAGAUGGUGGAACAUGUCAUCUAUGAAGCACGACAUCCGACAUCCACAUCUUUAACGCAUGGCGAUGCUUCAUCCGGUAACUUCUUCUGGGAUCCAGCCAUCGGAGUCACCAUGAUCGACUACGGAGGUCUGCAUUGGUCAAUGGACGUCGCUGGCAAGCCCAUCGGGCUGGCUGAGAUUGAUGCAGCUGGAUUCUACGAACGGCUGCGCAAGUAUGCACCGGCAUUUGGCGUCAAGCCAGAGGAUAUCGGCAGCGUGCAGGAGGCAUUCUGGGAUACAUAUACCCAGCUCAAUCCCGAGCUCAAUCUGUCUGUCGCACGACUGGUCCGGUUACGUAUCCAGAUGAGCCGGCUGUGGUCUGCUGUGGACAAAUUCAAUCGGACGCCGGAUGCAAGCCACGCUGCGGUUGAAACAGAAUACGAACGACUCUGCUCGAUAUCCGGAAUUCAUGAAACUGUUCCCAAAUUCAAGGUCUUGAUGGUUGCAAAUGCGAGCGGAAGAGGGAAAGGCGGAAUCCCAUUACUGAACCGGGAGCUCGUCAACGCCAUGGCCAGUCUGAAGAAUGCCUCUGUGACUCUCUUCCUCGUGGAUGAUGCCAUUACCAACGAGCAUCAUCCAAACGCAAAGGUCAUCAGUAUUCCGUGUGCAUCAGGUCAUUCCGCCUCCGAACUACUCUACUACGUAGCCAAAGUGCAUCAGCCGCAGGGAUUUGGCCUGCCAGAGCAGAAUGAAAUAUCGCCUCCAUUUGACCUUAUCGUCGGCCAUUCACGAUAUUCCAGCGCAGCCGCAGCUAUCAUCAGGGAUAGAUGGUAUCCCACCGCCAAGCUCGCCCUGAUCACGCACACAAGUCCGCUGCGGAAAUCAGACGCGGCGUGGACAUGGUACGGCGGAUCACGGCAGAAGGGAUAUGAGGAGGCUGCUCGACUGGCUCUGUUGGAUGAGAAGAUCCUGCCCAAGGCGGAUUUGGCGAUUGGGGUUGGUCCGGUUCUCACGAAUGAAGCCAGGGAGAGAGAAUGGAUGGGGCAGUUGAGUCGUCCACGGUCGAUUGUGUCUGGGCCUCGCUUUCAUGAAAUGAUUCCUGGUGUGCAUAUUGAAGAGAGUAUAAAAAGGCAGCGACAGCCAGAUGAUGUAUUUCGGGUGCUGCUCGCUGGUAGAGCAGAUGAUCCAGCCAAAGGAGUGGAUGAUGCAAUAUACGCGGUUUGGCAACUGGCAAUGGCACCGAGAGCUAGCAUCACGCUCGAUAUACUAGGAGUGCCGGCAGAAGAAUUACAAGAACGACAGAAACAUGUCGAUCAGAUGACUGGCAUAAAAGGCCUCGUUCAAUUCCAUCCAUUCUCAAAUGACCAGACCGUGGUUCGGCGCUCCUACCAGGCCGCAGACUUAGUGGUCAUGCCAUCGACCCACGAAGGAUUUGGAAUGAUCUUCACUGAAGUCGCCGGAAUGGGCGUUCCCAUUCUAGUAACAGAAGACAGUGGCGCUGGCCAGUUUGCACUCGACAGCAGCCGUAUCCCUGCCAGGUUAGGCAAUGCUGUCGUGGUGAUGGACGAGAGCGCAUAUGGGAUUCCAGCAUCGGCACAGAGCAAUCGCGUGGCUAUCUGGGCAGAUCGGAUUGAUUGGAUUCGACGGAAUCCAGUGCAGGCAAUGCAAAAUGCAACUGAGCUGCAGGAUAUAAUGCGAGCAUAUUCAUGGGAACAUGCUGCAGAGGCACUGCUGGACGCAGCCAUGCACGAUGCUGGAGACACAGUGCAGACAGCCAACGGCACACUAUCACCUCGUCUGUCACCUCUUGCUCCAGAGGUUAAAGUCUCUAUGCAGUGUGCAGCACAAUCACGAAAUGGUAGCGGAGUGCCAGAGAAGACAAAGGCCACUGCAGUACUGCAGACUCUUCCUCGGAUUGGCCAUUGUAAACACGCCCUCGAACAUUUCGUCUCUAAAGCGUUGGGCCAUCACGUUGAUCUCAAACCAUUGACAGAUUCCCACGUGAAGGGAUUCUCUGGAGCGCCCGUCUUCAUUGCGCAUCACCCUAAGCAGGGAGGGGAGGUUGCGGUAGUGAAGCUAUUUCUCCAGAGUCUCGACAAUGGCAUCACCGAAGAACUCUCCAGUCUGGAAUGGCUUCUGCAUCGAGCAAAGGAUAUCAACACGCCUACUCCCAUCGCAGUCGGGCAGAUGAGUUGGAACGGCAAGCCAGCUGGGGUGGUGGCAUACAAAGUCGCCCAAGGUGCUUCUCUGUACCAGCUGAUGAUGCAACUGGGUAAAAAGUGUGGGAAGGAACGAGCGGAAAUUUUCGCUAUCCUGAAGUCUGGUAGCCAGGCAGCCGCGACAACACUAACCAAGCUGCAUUCAUAUGCCAUCCAAGGACGGUCGAGCGAAGGCUAUCUGGCAUGGUACUAUAGCGCAGCGCCGCAACGAGUAGAUCGACUGGAGUCAUUUACAUCUAUCCUUGAACACACUGGCCUCGACGUUUAUCAGCUCAGACAGCAGGUCAACAAGCUCAUCGCCCGGUGUCAACAGGAGAUACGGCAAAAUCCACGAACAGCAGUCGUUCACGGUGACGCCCAUCCAGGCAAUUUCUUCUUCGACCGAAAUACUAAACGCACGACCAUCAUCGACGUGACGACACUGCAUUGCUCACUAGACGCAGAGGGGAAUCCAGCUGGUACGCCUGAACGAGAUGUGGGACAUUUUCUACAUAUGCUACGUCGAACGGGGGAGCAGUCUGGUAUGACUGAAGAUGAAAUGGAGCAGUGUGCGCGAGUGUUUGUUGAUACUUAUUAUAAUGGUGGAGGGAGUGUGGGUAUACAGACUCUUCGGUUACUGGCUGUAUGUUCUGCUCUGUCGUUUGUUGGGAAUGCAGUGCAAAAGAAUGGGAAUGUGUUGAAGGAGGUGAAGAUUCUGGGCGAGAUGUUUGCAUUAGGGAAUGGCAGUUAAAAAUAUCCAUUAUCGUUGUUGGGUAUAGAUCUUCAGUUCGUAUUAAUAUCGUAUUUUCAUCUGAUUGGAUGGCAUAUCGGCUAUUUAAGCUCAUUUAAAGAUGACGG